Penicillium subrubescens is the source of this 312-nucleotide messenger RNA. It is a transcript of the gene nhp6, whose product is annotated as high-mobility group nucleosome-binding protein. The record is from RefSeq and is a predicted model, not a curated record. Lineage: Eukaryota; Fungi; Ascomycota; Eurotiomycetes; Eurotiales; Aspergillaceae. Bases 1 to 312 code for a protein of 103 amino acids. The transcript has 4 exons.
AUGCCUAAGGAGAAGACCACUCGCAAGAGCGCCAAGGAGCGCGUCCCGCGCCGCAAGAAGGACCCCAACGCCCCCAAGCGUGGCCUGUCCGCCUACAUGUUCUUCGCCAACGACCAACGUGACAAGGUUCGCGAGGAGAACCCCGGCAUCUCGUUCGGCCAGGUCGGCAAGAUGCUCGGUGACAAGUGGAAGGCUCUGACCGAGACUGAGCGCAAGCCCUACGAUGCUAAGGCUGCCGCCGACAAGAAGCGCUACGAAGAGGAGAAGGCCAAGUACAACGCUCAGGCCGAGGAGGACGAGGAGUCUUCUUAA